Pocillopora damicornis (cauliflower coral) is the source of this 966-nucleotide messenger RNA. RefSeq names its product adenosine receptor A3-like. The record is from RefSeq and is a predicted model, not a curated record. Gene Ontology annotation, molecular function: G protein-coupled receptor activity. Gene Ontology annotation, biological process: G protein-coupled receptor signaling pathway. NCBI's taxonomy places the organism in Eukaryota, Metazoa, Cnidaria, Anthozoa, Scleractinia, Pocilloporidae. Gene Ontology annotation, cellular component: plasma membrane.
AUGGAAAUUUCCUCUGCCACUAUAGUGACAUGCACCUUUAGUGUGAUUUACUUCCUAGUGGCGUUUUUUAUCCUUCUGGGUAACAUUUCAACCAUCUUUGUGUUUUGGAAACAUCGGGGCGAGUUAAAACGAACUUCGUAUCUCCUGUUGAACUUAGCCUUCGCUGAUCUUUUAGUGGGAAUCAGCGUUUUGCAUGUUGCUGCUAACGGAAUACAACAUCUGGCUUCACACCAGCAAUCCAGGUUUCGGAAGUUCAUCAUUACCAAUGGGUUUGAUUCUUUCUCUGCAUUCGUUGCACUAAUCAGUUUACUAGCAAUGACAUUAGAACGUCUUUAUGCAAUUCGAUGGCCUUUCCGUCACCGCACGAUGAGCAUCAGAAGUUAUAUCUACAGCGUUGCAUUUGUGUGGAUACUGGCAGGAAUAAUGUUCAUUUUUGAUUUUCUCUCAGUUUUUUUCCACAAUGAAGCGAUUGGUCUUUCCAAAGCCUCUUCCAUAAUUGUGGCAUUAGUGACAUCUUUUUCCUUAGCGAUCACCUGUGCCUCGUACGUACUCAUUCGCCAACAAACGCGUCAGAAUAUUCCCGGAAUUCGAGCGCAGCAAAACAAGAAACUAACUAACACGUUGUUAAUUGUAACUGUUGUUUCUGUUUUCUGUUGGCUACCUCUAAUAAUAUAUUGUACCGCUGUAUUUGGAUGGUCUUUAAUUGAAGAUGUAGCCAGUAACCACUCAUACUACACUUUACUAAUUGUAAAAACUUUACAAUACUCGAAUUCUAUGGUAAAUCCUAUACUUUAUGCCUUUCGGUUACCCAUGUUCAAAUUAGAGCUUAAAAAAUGCUGCUCUAAGUUUUUCCCUUCGAAGGAAUUUGAUGGCAACAAAAAUCCUUAUCAAGAUAGAGUCAGAGUUUCCGCACAACGAACAAAUGUGGACAUCACUAAUUCACAUAACUAUAAUACUAAGCUAUAA